Colletotrichum godetiae is the source of this 687-nucleotide messenger RNA. Its product is annotated as vesicle transport V-SNARE protein. Gene Ontology annotation, molecular function: SNARE binding; SNAP receptor activity. The record is from RefSeq and is a predicted model, not a curated record. Gene Ontology annotation, biological process: retrograde transport, endosome to Golgi; vesicle fusion with Golgi apparatus; intra-Golgi vesicle-mediated transport. Gene Ontology annotation, cellular component: SNARE complex; endoplasmic reticulum membrane; Golgi apparatus. The transcript has 2 exons. Lineage: Eukaryota; Fungi; Ascomycota; Sordariomycetes; Glomerellales; Glomerellaceae. Bases 1 to 687 code for a protein of 228 amino acids.
AUGUCCAACCCACUCGAAACCGAGCCCGGCUCCGAGCGCUUCGGCGACUACGAAGCAGAGCUGAAGCUCGUCCAAGCCGACCUCGUCCAGAAACUCGACCAGAUCCCCGAACUCUCAGGCGAGCCCCGCAAAGCCGCCCUCUCCUCCGCCGAGCGCGCCCUCGAAGAGGCCGACGAGCUCCUCGCCCAGAUGCGCCUCGAAAAGGCAAACAUCCCCACCACCCUCCGCUCCAAGAUCAACGCCCGCUUCCGCAACCACGAGUCCGACAUUGACGCCCAUAAGCGCAAGCUGCGCUCCCUCGCCGACGACCGCGCCGCCCUUUUUGGCGCGCGCUACACCGACAACCCCUCGGGCAGCGGCCAGGACGUCCAGCUCGAGCAGCGACAGCAGCUGCUCUCGGGCACCGACCGCCUCGAUCGCUCUACGCAGCGGCUCAAGGCUAGCCAGGCUCUUGCCAACGAGACGGAGGGCAUCGGGGCUGGUAUUCUGGGCGAUUUGCAUACCCAGCGCGAGACCAUCAUGCACACCCAAUCGCGCCUCCUUGAGAGCGAGGGAUACGUGGACCGUAGCGUCAAGACGUUGCGGGGGAUGGCACGUAGGAUGGCUACCAACCGGGUGAUUACGAUCUCCAUCAUCACCAUUCUGGUUCUUCUCAUUGUCGCCGUCAUUUACAGCAAAUUCAGAUGA